AUGCUGGGAAUUUGGAUACUUGCACUUUUUCUGCUCGGCACAGCCAAAGGCAAAGAAGUUUGCUACGAUAGGCUUGGAUGUUUCACAGAUGAUAAACCAUGGUCUGGGACUGUAGAACGACCAAUCCAUAAAUUACCUUGGAAGCCUGAAAAAAUAGACACUCACUUCUACCUGUACACAAGAAAAAAUCCCACUCAGUCACAAGAGAUCUCUGCAAUUAAUCCCUCAACAAUUGAUGCAUCAAAUUUUGAUGCAAGCAGGGUAACCAGAUUCAUCGUUCAUGGAUUUAUAGAUAAUGGAGAGGAAAACUGGUUGUCAGAGAUGUGUGAGAGGAUGCUUAGCGUGGAAGAUGUCAACUGCAUCUGCGUAGACUGGAAAAAAGGUUCAAGGUGUCAGUACACUCAGGCAUCAAACAACAUCCGUGUUGUGGGCGCUGAAAUGGCUUAUUUUGUAGAUGUUCUGAUGGAAAGAUACAAUUACUCUUCAGACAAAGUUCAUAUAAUUGGCCACAGCCUUGGAGCACACGCAGCGGGUGAGGCUGGCAAGAGGCGCCCAGGCAUCGGAAGAAUAACUGGACUGGAUCCUGCUCAACCUUAUUUUCAAGACACCCCAAUUGAAGUGAGACUGGAUACAUCUGAUGCAGAUUUUGUUGAUGUUAUCCACACAGAUAUAGCUCCCACCAUCCCCAACUUAGGUUUUGGCAUAAGCCCAGCUAUAGGACAUAUUGACUUCUAUCCCAAUGGAGGAGAGCACAUGGCAGGGUGUAAGAAGAAUGCUCUUUCACAGAUUGUAGACCUCGAUGGCAUCUGGGAAGGAACUCGGGACUUUGUGGCUUGCAAUCAUUUGCGGAGUUACAAGUACUACUCUGACAGUAUCGUCUACCCUGAUGGAUUUCUGGGCUAUCCUUGUGCUUCAUAUAAUAAUUUGGACUCAGAUAACUGUUUCCCAUGCCCAAAAGGGGGAUGCCCAAAUAUGGGUCACUAUGCAGACAAAUUCAAAGGAAAAAGUACAUACAGUUUCCAGAAAUACUACCUGAACACUGCAGAGGCCAAGGAUUUUCCUCUUUGGAGGUACAAAGUGAGUGUGACCCUCUCUGGAAAGAGUAAAGUAAAAGGAUACGUAAAUAUUGCCCUGUAUGGAAGUAAUGGGAACACAAGGCAACAUCAGAUCACUGAGGGAACACUCAAACCAGACAACACUUACACAAAAUUCGUUGAUGCAGAAAGUAAUGUUGGAACAAUUACAAAGGUGAAAUUUCUCUGGAACAACAACUGGAUAAACCCAACUUUUCCUAAACUGGGAGCUGCAACUGUCACAGUACAAUCUGGAGAAGAUGGGAAGAUAUACCGCUUCUGUGGUUCCACGACGGUGAGGGAGGAUGUUCUGCAAAUUCUUAGUGCUUGCUAACAAGCACAUAUGGAUGC
This is a messenger RNA of Pogoniulus pusillus (Red-fronted tinkerbird), 1424 nucleotides long. Its product is annotated as inactive pancreatic lipase-related protein 1-like. The transcript has 12 exons. The coding region runs from base 1 to 1407 and encodes 468 amino acids. Lineage: Eukaryota; Metazoa; Chordata; Aves; Piciformes; Lybiidae. The record is from RefSeq and is a predicted model, not a curated record. Gene Ontology annotation, biological process: lipid catabolic process. Gene Ontology annotation, molecular function: triacylglycerol lipase activity; protein binding.